AUGGGAAGCGUCGCCCCCGAACACACGAAGCCCGCCUUCAAGACGCCAUGGAUCCAGACGCCUCUGGUGGAAUCCGCCGCCCUCUCCCGCGCUGCCGGCUGUAGAAUCUUCCUGAAGCUGGAGAACGUGCAGCCCAGCGGCUCGUUCAAGUCCCGCGCCAUGGGCAACCAGAUCCUCUCACACCUCGUCAAGCCCGAAAACGCCAACCGCCCCGUACACUUCUACGCCUCGUCAGGGGGCAACGCCGGGCUGGCCGCUGUCUGCGCUGCCCGCAGCCUGGGUUACCCCUGCACGGUGGUGGUGCCGUUGUCGACUAAGCCGCUGAUGGUCCAGAAGCUGCGCACCGCCGGCGCCGCGGACGUCAUCCAGUACGGCGAGACCUUCUCCGAAGCCGGCGAGUACAUGCAGAACGUCAUCAUGAAGCAGAAGGGUGACAACGAGAGCGACGACGUCGCCAAGGUCGCCCUGCACCCCUUCGACAACGAGCCCAUCUGGCUCGGAAACAGCACCAUCAUCGACGAGCUGGUUACCCAGCUGCCGCCGCCCGUUGGUGACGACGAAACCGCCGUCCACCACGGCCGCCCGCUGCCCGUAGAUGCCAUCAUCUGCAGCGUCGGCGGCGGCGGCCUCCUCAACGGCCUCGUCAUGGGCAUCGAGCGCGAGCGCCAGAACCAGAAGCUGUCCGGUCACUACGCGUCGUCCCCAUCGUCCAAGCCCAUCCAUCUCGUGGCCGUCGAAACCCAGGGCACGGACUCCCUGGCCGCCGCUGUCGCCAACAACUCCCUCGUCUCCCUGCCCAAGAUCACAUCCCAGGCCACCUCGCUCGGGGCCAUCCGCGUCUCCGAGCGCACGUUCCAGUAUGCUGUCUCGCCACCGGCGGGAAUCGCGGUGCACAGCACUGUGCUUUCGGACGCUGAUGCGGCGAGGGGCGUCCUCCGUCUUGUCGAUGAUGAGAGACUCCUCGUCGAGCUGGCGUGCGGUGUCUGCGUGGAAGCGGCAGUGGGUGAUGCCGGAAAGGAGCGGCUGGCCUCGUCGGGAUCCGACGCGCAAGCCACUGCGAACAAGAAGCGGAAGCGCGCUCAGGGACGGCGGGAUGAAGGAUAUGGCGACGACCGUGCUUCAGCAACGGAGAACGAGACGGAGCCGGAGGAGGGCGUCGAACGAACGCGCCGGACUCUUAACCACGCCGAUGAUGCUGCGGAUACCGCGUCCGUCCCGGCGGAGAUCCCGUCUGCGCCCCUGCAGUCGAAGCUGAAGCAGCUCGUACCGGAUCUGAACCGCGAUAGUCGCGUAGUCAUCGUUGUCUGCGGCGGCAGCAACGUGACGAUCGACGGGGCAGUGGAGUGGCGCAAGAUGCUCCAGGAAGGAUGGGGCAACUGA
Molecule: messenger RNA, 1380 nt
Organism: Aspergillus terreus NIH2624
Lineage: Eukaryota; Fungi; Ascomycota; Eurotiomycetes; Eurotiales; Aspergillaceae
Product: putative L-serine dehydratase
Exons: 1
Coding region: 1-1380 (459 amino acids)
Biological process (GO): L-serine catabolic process; L-threonine catabolic process
Molecular function (GO): L-serine ammonia-lyase activity; pyridoxal phosphate binding; threonine deaminase activity
Source: RefSeq, a predicted model, not a curated record